Messenger RNA from Aegilops tauschii subsp. strangulata, 3637 nucleotides. The record is from RefSeq and is a predicted model, not a curated record. Lineage: Eukaryota; Viridiplantae; Streptophyta; Magnoliopsida; Poales; Poaceae.
GGUCAGGACCGUCCAUGAGCGGAGAAAAGCAGCUUCUGGCUCUAACCCUAUCCCCAUUUUGUGCAGUUAGCACGGUGGCGGGACGCCGGCGUCCAUGGCGACGGAUCUCCCGCGCGCUAAUGCGAUGCUCCCUGCCAAAGCUGCUACAAGGUGGGGAAGAAUUGCAUGAUUCAGGCAGUAACAGACGGCCUGCUUGGGCUUGGGAUCAGUUGGUAAUGUAUGACAAUGGGAAAGGGCAGCUCGGAAGAAGGAUCUUUGGAUCAUUUAGUAGGGGCACUAAGACUAUCAUAUCUUCAGUUACAUGAUACUAUUUGCUUACAUUCCAACUAUUAGCCCAUCCAUUAAUGAACUGGCUGCGUCUUUAUUUAUGGAACUGGGCCAACCAAGGGAAGUUACUGUCGGCCUCGAAUCACCGAACAUGGGCUGGAAGAUCUCCUGCUAUCGCCGUCCAAACAAAGCAAGGGAAAAGUAGAAGGGGAGAAGGACGACUAUGCAUGUCUAUGCUCCUCCUGUUCGUAAUGAGAUGGAGUCCAUAUUUAGCAUCUUUAGCCUUGAAUUGUGCUUUACUUGUUUGUAUGCCUUUUACACGAAGCUCAGUUUUCUUUUUAUAGUGUAUGGUUUACAUUGGUUCCACUUGUCUAAAAUUUGCAAUUGCCGAUUGAUGCGCAUGUAUGAUUUUUCAAGCAUAAAUAUCAAAGCUUCGACUAAUAUAUGUCCUCGUAUAGUGAUGUUCUCUCCAUUUUCCUUUGAAAAAAAAAACAAUGGCUAGAUAACUACAUCGUGACAAUGACAUGGUGGCCCCCCUGCUCCCCAUCCCUCCCUCCACGUGCUAGUGCCGAGGAAGGCGAAAGAGUAUCAUAAAGCAGCAGACGCACACAGAACUACAGAAGCAAAGCUGAGCAGAGACAGUACCGUUGCCAAGCUUCGGGGGAGAACCGGAGAAGAGACAGUACCGUUGCCAGGCUCCAUCUGGAAUGCUCCCGUCUCCCUGCCCAGUUCCAGUGAUUCUUACUUGAGGUUGAGGGACAGCCAUCCAUGGCUACCAUCCACGACAUCGCAGUUGGGGCGGCUUUCAACAUAGUCACCGCCGUCGCCUUCCUGCUGCUGUUUGCGUUUCUGCGGCUGCAGCCCGUCAACGACAGAGUCUACUUCCCGAAAUGGUACCUCAAAGGCACGCGGGCCAGCCCGGCCUCCGCCGGCGCCACCGUGGCUGCGGCCAAGUAUAUCAACCUCGACAUCAGCUCCUACCUGAAAUUCUUGAGUUGGAUGCCGGCUGCUCUCAAAAUGCCCGACGAUGAGUUGAUCCAGCACGCAGGCCUCGAUUCCGUCAUCUAUCUACGGAUAUACCGCACAGGGCUCAAGAUAUUUGUUCCGAUUACGAUUCUUGCUUUUGCCGUUCUGGUCCCUCUGAACUGGACCAAUGAUACACUAGAAAGUUUGAAGGUAGUCCACAGUGACAUUGACAAACUUUCAAUAUCCAACAUACCUUACGGAUCUAAGAGGUUUAUAGCUCACUUGGUUAUGGCUUAUGUAUUUACUUUUUGGACCUGCUAUGUACUUAUGAAGGAGUAUCAAAUAGUUGCAAAGAUGAGAUUACGCUUUCUUGCUUCGGAGAAACGCCGACCGGAUCAGUUCACUGUUCUUGUGCGGAAUAUACCAUCAGACCCCGACGAAUCAGUUAGUGAGCUCGUGGAGCAUUUCUUCCUUGUCAACCAUCCUGGUCAUUAUCUUAAACAUCAGGUAGUUUACAAUACAAAUAAACUUGCUGGUCUGGUUGAAAAGAAGAAGCAAAUGCAGAAUUGGCUUGAUUACUACCAACUCAAGUUUGAGCGAAAAGCAGAAAGGCCAACAACUAAGACUGGCUUUUUUGGAUGUUUUGGUUCUGAUGUGGAUGCUAUUGACUACUACAAAUCAGAGAUUGAGAAGAUAGGAAAGGAAGAAGCUGAAGAGCAUAAAAAGGUCAUGAAGGAUCCCAAGUCAAUUAUGCCAGCAGCCUUUGUUUCAUUUCGUUCACGGUGGGGUGCAGCUGUUGCCGCUCAGACACAACAAACCAGCAACCCAACUGUCUGGCUGACUGAAUGGGCUCCAGAACCUCGUGAUGUGUACUGGAAUAAUCUAUCUAUUCCAUUUGUUUCCCUCACAGUUAGGAGGUUGAUAAUUGGCGUGGCCUUCUUCUUCCUCAACUUCUUUUAUGUCAUUCCAAUAGCAUUUGUACAGACUCUUGCAAAUCUUGAAGGCAUAGAGAAGGCACUACCAUUUCUAGAACCUUUCAUUGAAACACCUUCCAUUAAAUCAUUCAUCCAAGGGUUUCUUCCUGGACUUGCUUUGAAGAUCUUCCUCAUAUUGCUUCCAACUAUACUCAUGUUCAUGUCGCAGUUUGAAGGAUUGGUAUCACAGUCAUCACUAGAGCGAAGAACUGCAUCCAAGUAUUUUAUAUUCUUGUUCUUCAAUGUAUUCCUGGGGAGCAUCGUUACAGGAUCUGCUUUGGAGCAGCUUAAUACCUACCUUCAUCAGUCAGCUAAUGACAUUCCAAGGGUCAUCGGUGUGGCCAUACCAAUGAAGGCAACAUUUUUCAUUACAUAUGUAAUGGUUGAUGGUUGGACUGGUGUAGCUCUUGAAGUAUUGAGAUUGAGGGCAUUUAUAAUGUUCCACUUGAAAAACUUUUUCUUGGUCAAGACGGAGAAGGACAGAGAAGAGGCAAUGGAUCCUGGUAGUAUCUGCUUGUACUGGUCUGAGCCUCGAAUACAGCUAUAUUUCCUGCUUGGUCUUGUGUAUGCUGUGGUGACACCACUCUUGCUUCCGUUCAUAUUGGUAUUCUUUGCGCUGGCUUACGUUGUCUACCGCCACCAGAUCAUAAACGUCUACAAUCAACGAUACGAGAGCGGUGCGCAGUUCUGGCCCAAUGUGCAUCUACGCAUCAUCACAGCAUUGAUCGUGUCGCAGCUGCUUCUCCUUGGACUGUUAAGUACAAAAGGUUUGGAGGAGGCGACGCCGGCUCUUCUUGUUCUUCCCGUAUUAACCAUUUGGUUCCACAAGUACUGCAAGCACCGGUACGAACCCGCGUUUGUGAGAAACCCGCUACAGGAGGUGAUGAGGAAGGAUACGCUAGAGCGCGCGAGGGAGCGCAACUUCGACCUCAAGGCGUACCUGGCCGACGCGUACCUUCACCCGGUGUUCAAGAGCAAUGAGGUAGACAAGUUCUAUGUCGCGGACGAUCCCGGGGCGGUGGAGGUGAUCGUGCCGACCAAGCGGCGGUCCCGGAGGAUCACGCCGGUGCAGAGCGAGGACGGCGGCUCCGACAGGCUCUCCGUGAUGGAGUCCGUUCAAGAAAGAUAGCUAAGCCACGUGCACCGUCGCACAUCCAUGGCCGCCGGCCACACUGCUGGUCCACGCCGCGCCGUAUGGUACAUCUGGCCGCCUCCUCUGCUGCCGCCCCGCCUCCGCUAUUCCUGUUGCCCUCUGCGCAGCCAACGAGGAUUGCCGACAAUGGGCACAGGAGCCGAGCCCGUCAAGCUGCUCCACGGCGUCUGCGGGCACGGUAUGGCUGCUCGCAGGACCACACUGCCCCGAGGAAUGCGACGGAGCUCUGAUUCAAAGGGAAUUUUCCAUGUUGUGACCGCAAUGAGGCAUCUGCUCA